Molecule: messenger RNA, 1635 nt
Organism: Aspergillus terreus NIH2624
Lineage: Eukaryota; Fungi; Ascomycota; Eurotiomycetes; Eurotiales; Aspergillaceae
Exons: 2
Coding region: 1-1635 (544 amino acids)
Source: RefSeq, a predicted model, not a curated record
AUGGCCAAAUCAGUGCAGUAUAUGCCCCUCGUAGGGCUUCCAGAUCGCACUGCACCGACACGAGCAGGCCAGAUAUUUGUCCUGCUCUUAAUCACAGCGAUUCUUUACCUCGCGACGCCCUUCACGACACAAACCCCCCUACCGUCCGCCAAUCCUCCUCUCGACAACAACAUCUGGAGCAGCAUCCCCCCCAGCACCUCCCUCACCUUCACCCCCUGCUUCGGCUCCCUCCAAUGCGCCCGCCUCCUCGUCCCCCUGAAUUGGAACGCCUCCACGACCGACAGUAACGCAACAGUAUCUCUAGCCGUGAUCAAACGCCCUGCCCGCGUCCCCGUCACAGACCCGCGCUACGGCGGCCCCGUCAUCGUCAACCCCGGCGGCCCCGGCGAGUCAGGCGUGUACCAGGUUCUCUCGGACAGCGCGGCGCUGCAGACCGUGCUGGACAGCCCAGACGACAAAGGCAAGCUCUACGACAUUGUCUCGUUCGACCCGCGCGGCGUCAACAACACCACCCCGCGCCUGCGCUGCUUCCGCGACGCCUUUGCGCAGCAGGUCUGGCAACUGGGCGCCACAGACUAUGGUCUGUUGUGGGAUAGCGAGCGGGUUGUCGGGCUGGAGUGGGCGCGCGCUGCCGCAUUAGGGCAAAGCUGUGCGCAUGGCGACGACGACGAUGACGAGGGUAUAUUGAGGUACGUCAACACCGCGCAAACAGUUGAGGAUAUGCGGCAUCUCGUCGAGAAACUAGGCGAGUGGCGCGCCGCAGAAGCCCGUCGCACCGCCUCCAACCACACAUACGACGGCCUGGCCUACCGGCCAGGCCACGAGAAACUCCAAUACUGGGGCCUCAGCUACGGCACCCUCCUCGGCGCCACCUUCGCGGCGCUGCACCCGCACCGCGUCGGCCGCAUGGUGCUCGACGGCGUCGUCGACCCAGCCGACCACUACGCCGGCGCGUGGCGCACGCAGCUGCAGGACUCGGACGCCAUCGUCACGCAGCUGAGCGCGGACUGCUUCGCAGCCGGCCCGCGGGGCUGCGCGCUGCACACGGGGUCGUCAAGCGCGGACGUCGAGGCGCGACUCACAUCCAUCCUGCAGACGCUCAAAGACGCGCCUCUGCCGGUCGACACCGUCGGCGGCGACGGACCCGUGCUCAUCACGUACGGCGAUGUACAUCUGGCGCUGCUGUCGGCGAUGUACUCGCCGUUCGCGAUGGCGGCGCCACUGUUCCGGCUGCUGCCAGCGCUGGAGCGGCGCGAUGCGUCGGACGCGGAGAUUGUGCGUCUCGCGGCGAGGAAGCAGGGCGCGCUGGUGCCGGCGUCCGCGCGCAGCGACGAGCCGGUGCCCUACGUCUCGGCCAUGGGCGCUGUGCAGUCGAUCGCGUGCAUGGACAGCGUGGGCGCGGCGCCGCCGCUGACCCGCGCCACGUUCCGCGCGUAUCUGGCCGAGCUGCGCGCGCAGGGCCGCUGGAUUAGCCCCAGCUGGGCGAGAAAUCGGCUCGCCUGCGUCGGAGUGGGCGAGCCCAGCGCAUCCGCUGCUGCUGGUGGGGAACACGCACGACACGGUGACGCCGCUGCGCAAUGCGCAUCGCGUGGCGGGUCUGUUCCCCGGGAGUGUGGUGCUGCAGCAGGACGGUGA